UCUCUACCCCCGACAAAAAAUCACAUUUCAUUUCAUCAUUCAGGCUAAAAGUGCAAUAAAACAUUAAGUGAUUUCCCCCCUCCCUGCUCAGCAUGUACAAUGAGUCGCAACGAGAGCAAACGAGAGCAAAUGAUGCGGCACAGAUUCGAUCACAACAAUGUGAACCAACUGACGACAAUUGGCGAAGGAACAUAACAUUUGCCAGCAAUGAAAAUGAAUUCCGUGGCCCAUUGGCACACAAUUUGGCCACAAUGCCGCUGGAGCAAUUGUCGGAUAUGACGCCCCCAAAUUGGGAAACGACGACGAUGACGACGACAGCUGAUGCAUCGACGACGCAACCCAAUUCGUAUGUGGACAGUUUGUAUCAGGAGAUUGUGAAUCGUUUCGAUGAGCUGCGUCGAUGCAUUGCACGUGGCGAUAAUCAACAGCAACAGCUGCCACACGAUGCCUGCGAUGUGUGCACCACGCAGCAGAAGAAUGGAACACAGAGAACGGUGCGUAAGGUGACAACGUUGCGGGAUCAAUGUGGAAAUGUCACCGGUCACCUCGAGGAGACGAGCACCGUGUCGAAUGGUCGAACAGAGUCGCCUGGUGAGCAGCUCGCUGAUAUUUCAAUGCCAACGUUUCACGAGGAUAAUUCAACGAUUCCAACCCUACAACAACAACAACAUCUGUCUGGUGAAUGCAUUGCGAAUACAAGUGCACCGGGGGCAAUGCUGUUGGACUCAACGAUGACGGGCAGAGUUAAUCAGACUGUGGGCAACAUUCUGGCACCGUCGUUUGGCACCAAUGUCUGUCUCGAGAAUGUCGGCCAAGGCAUGCAAACGAUGCGACAGCAACAGCAACAACUGCCGGUAAACUGUUUGCCCAAUGAGUGCCUGGAUAAUGUGACAGCGCCCUCGUCCUGCGAGUGCCUGGAGGAUGUCACGGCGCCUUCGUCGUUGGGUCACAGCCGAUUAGCGUCAAGACGACACCAACAGAGAUCACAGAAUAUCUGCGAUGUAACAGCUCCUUCCUUCGCCGGUUCAACUCGCGGAGCAACGCGUCUGGAGGACCUGAGCAUGCCCAGUUUUGGCGGCAUCUCGGGCGCUGCCAGAGCCCGUUCGCCAAGUCGCCAACAACGUGAGAAUAUCUGCGAUAUAACAGCGCCUUCGUUUGGAAAUGAAUCUAUAGGCGAUGCAACAAUGACCACCGAAUGCCUGCAGGACAUCAGUAUGCCGACAUUUGGACAAGUCUCGGGCGCAUCGAGAACCAGAUCUCCGCGACGUCAACAGCGAUCUGGACGCCCUGCUGUUAUGACUAAUGAAUGCUUGGAUAAUGUGACUAUGCCUUCCUUUGGUGGUGUUUCGGGUUCAUCGAGGCGACAGCAAACUAUGCCCUCGGAAUGCCUGGAAAACAUUACGCAACCUUCAUUCGGGAGGAGUCAAAGUGUAGCCAAUUUCUUAGAUAUGCCUUCUUCUUAUGUAAAUAGUCGAGGUGCAGCUCUUUCUAAUGAGUACUUGGACAAUGUGACUAUGCCUUCGUUUGGUGGUGUUUCGGGUUCAUCAAGGCGUCAUCAAACAAUGCCAUCGGAAUGUCUGGAGGACAUGACGCAACCUUCCCUUGGAGUAAGUCGAAGAUUAGCUAUUACCAACGAGUGCUUAGACAACAUAACGAUGCCUUCCUUGAAUGAAGUCUCCGGAUCUUUAAAUCGUCAGCAAACUAUGCCUUCGGAGUGCCUGGAGAACAUAACACAACCUUCCUUCGGUAGUAGUCGAGCUGUAGUUGAUUUUUUAGAUAUGCCUUCAUCUGGAAAUAGUCGAGCUGCGGCCAUGACUAAUGAAUGCUUGGACAAUGUGACAAUGCCUUCCUUUGGUGGUGUUUCGGGUUCAUCGAGGCGACAGCAAACUAUGCCCUCGGAAUGCCUGGAAAACAUUACGCAACCUUCAUUCGGGAGGAGUCAAAGUGUAGCCAAUUUCUUAGAUAUGCCUUCUUCUUAUGUAAAUAGUCGAGGUGCAGCUCUUACUAAUGAGUGCUUGGACAAUGUGACAAUGCCUUCGUUUGGUGGUGUUUCGGGUUCAUCAAGGCGUCAUCAAACAAUGCCAUCGGAAUGUCUGGAGGACAUGACGCAACCUUCCCUUGGAGUAAGUCGACGAUUAGCUAUAACCAACGAGUGCUUAGACAACAUAACGAUGCCUUCCUUGAAUGAAGUCUCCGGAUCUUUAAAUCGUCAGCAAACUAUGCCUUCGGAGUGCCUGGAGAACAUAACACAACCUUCCUUCGGUAGUAGUCGAGCUGUAGUUGAUUUUUUAGAUAUGCCUUCAUCUGGAAAUAGUCGAGCUGCGGCCAUGACUAAUGAAUGCUUGGACAAUGUGACUAUGCCUUCCUUUGGUGGGGUUUCAGGUUCAUCGAGGCGACAACGAACUAUGCCUUCGGAAUGUCUUGAGAACAUAACGCAACCUUCAUUCGAGAGUAGUCGAGGUGUAGAUCAUUUUUUAGAUGUACCUUCGACUUAUGGAAAUAGUCGAGGUGCAGCUCUGACAAAUGAAUGCUCAGAUAAUGUGACGAUGCCUUCCUUUGGUGGCGUCUCAGGUUCUUUGAGAAGACAACGAACUAUGCCCUCGGAAUGCCUAGAGAACAUAACACAACCUUCAUUCGGAAGUAGUCGAGCUGCUGCCAUAACGAAUGAGUGUUUAGACAACAUUACGAUGCCUUCUUUUAAUGAAGUUUCCAGUUCUUUAAGACGCCAGCAAACCAUGCCCUCAGAGUGCCUUGCGGACGUAACGCAACCUUCGUAUGGAAAUAGUCGAUCGCUAGCUAUAACCAGCGAGUGUCUGGAUAACAUGACGAUGCCGUCGUUUGGCGGUGUUUCUGGCUCGUCACGCAGACAGCAAACAUUGCCUCUGGAGUAUUUGGAUAAUGUCACCCAACCAACGUUUGACGACAGCCGACGACAACAGCAAAUGUACAAUCAAUCUCGGACAGGAGGACGACGACAAAGAACACAGAAUAUUUGCGAUGGGACAGCUCCUUCCUUUGGCAGUUCAAGUCGCGGUCUGGAUGACUUUGGCGGUGUUUCGAGUGCCUCACGCACAAGAUCUUCGCGACGUCGCCAGCGUUCAGCGGCGCCAGCAUUUCACAGUACCGGACGUGGACAGUUGACCAACGAGUGCCUGGACAACGUAACAAUGCCCAGCUUUGGGGGCGUAUCUGCUGCUUCGAGACGUCAGCAAAGCUUGCCCUCGGCGUGGUUGAAUGAUGUGUCACAACCCUCGUUUGGCAGCAGCUCGUUGCAUGGUCAGACGACUCGGAGACAGCAGCAGAACAUGUCGAACAUGCGAUCAAUGCGGACUCAAGAGUGUUUGGAUGAUAUGACAAUGCCGUCGUUCGGCGGAAUUUCUGGCAUUUCGAGCAGACGCAUGCCAAGUGAAUGCUUGGCCGAUGUGAGUGCCCCAUCUUCGUUUGGGGGACGCAGCAGAUCAGCGCGACGCUCGCCGUAUCACGGAGAAUACUUCGGGAAUUCAACGAUUAAUCCAUGCUUGGAGGAUGUGAGCAUGCCUUCGUUUGGCGGCGUCUCCGGAGCUUCGCAAGCUCGAUCUCCACGACGCCAGCAGCGAUCUGGACGCUCUGCGGUCAUGACGAACGAGUGCUUGGAUAAUGUGACUAUGCCUUCCUUUGGUGGCGUUUCAGGUUCAUCGAGGCGACAGCAAACUAUGCCCUCGGAAUGCCUGGAAAACAUUACUCAACCUUCAUUCGGGAGUAGUCGAAGUGUAGACAAUUUCUUGGAUAUAUCUACGUCUUAUGGAAAUAGUCGAGGUGCAGCUCUUACUAAUGAGUUCUUGGACAAUGUGACAAUGCCUUCGUUUGGUGGUGUUUCGGGUUCAUCGAGACGUCAUCAAACUAUGCCUUCGGAAUGCCUGGAGGACAUAACGCAACCUUCAUUUGGAGAAAGUGGAAGAUUAGCUUUGACCAACGAGUGCUUAGACAACAUUACGAUGCCUUCUUUAGGUGUCUCUUUAAGACGUCAACAAACAAUGCCCUCGGAGUGUCUUGAGAACGUAACGCAACCUUCAUUCGGUAGUAGUCGAGCUGCGGUUGGUUUUGCCGAAAUGCCUCCCGCUUAUGGAAAUAGUCGAGCUACAGUCAUGCCGAGCGAAUGCUUGGACAAUGUGACAAUGCCUUCCUUUGGCGACUCUUUAAGACGGCAACAAACAAUGCCCUCGGAAUGCCUGGAGAACAUAACACAACCCUCCUUUGGUACUAGUCGAGCUGCAGCUCUGACAAGUGAAUGCUUGGAUAAUGUGACGAUGCCUUCCUUUGGUGGCGUCUCAGGUUCAUUGAGAAGACAGCGAACUAUGCCCUCGGAGUGCCUGGAGAACAUAACACAACCUUCAUUCGGAAGUAGUCGAGCUGCUGCCUUAACGAAUGAGUGUUUAGACAACAUUACGAUGCCUUCCUUCAAUGAAGUAUCCGCUUCCUUAAGACGUCAGCAAACUAUGCCCUCGGAAUGCCUAGAGAACAUAACGCAACCAUCUUUCAUCGACGGUCGAUCAAGAGUUAUGACCAACGAGUGUUUAGACAACAUGACUGCGCCUUCGUUUGGCGGAGUUUCAGGUGUGUCGCGACGCCAACAAUUAUUGCCCUCGGAGUGCCUUGAAAAUGUGACUCAACCCUCAUUCGAUGACAUGUCGUACUACGUUAAUGACAACGCAGAUGCAAGUGUUGCACUUGGACGCCGUCAAACGUCGAGAAGACAGCAAAGAUCACAGAAUAUCUGCGAUGUAACAGCUCCUUCCUUUGCCAGUUCAACUCGCGGAGCAACGCGCCUUGAGGACCUGAGCAUGCCCAGCUUUGGUGGCAUAUCGGGUGCUUCCAGAGUCCGUUCCCCAAGUCGCCGGCAACGUGAGAAUAUCUGCGAUAUUACCGCGCCGUCUUUUGCCCCGGAGAGUGUGGCAAUGCCGAGCUAUGCAGGACGCAGUCAAUCGCAAGGAGCAACAAGGAGACAUAUGCGCGACCUCUGUUCGGAGUAUUUGGAGGACAUGACAAUGCCUUCAUAUGCUAUGAGUCAAAACACGCCACAGUUGUGGGAUAUAACGCCGCCGGAAUGGGAUUACAAUAGUUAUGCCAGCUACAGUCGACGACCACGCUCUGUGGAUGAUGGGAAUGUGAUGAGAAGUCUGCAAGUAAGUGGCUUCGAGUGCCUGGACGAUGUAACAAUGCCAACGAUGCGUCGCACUCGUAGCUUUCCAUGCGUACCCAACAGCCAACAGCGGCUGGGCAACGACAACGAGAGCACAAUGAAUGUGUUGCACUUCAGCUAUCAGAGCCGGCAACCCAUCGAUGCGGAUGCCAGCUAUCCGAGUGAGUUGCUGGGCAAUGUGAGUGCUCCGACAUACGCGAGCAAUUUGAGUAGACCUCAGCGUUCGGAUCGAAGUAAUAUGCAGAACGAAAAGCCAACGAUGUUGGACUCAACAUCGAACCAACGGCCACGCAAUAACUUUGCACGCUCCACAGCCAUUGGCGAAGAAGUUGCCACCGCCGAUUCUAAUGAGGAGCCCUGUCAAUGUCCUGCUUCGCAAGUGGAUCAAACUAGCAGCCAAAUAAGACAGAAUGCGAGUGAGAAGCAGGCAUCGAAUCAAAGCAUUGCCAAGCAAGAGGAUGGAUCUGCUGCCAAGAAGGAAGUAACGAUUAUUGCGUCUGUGACAUCGAUGACACGCAUCUAUAUGAAGAAAAACGAUGACAGCAACUAUCAGAAUAUUAACGAUAUAUCGAUGCCAUCGGAAUAUCAAAGUGGUGCCAAUAAAACAAUGUUUAUCACGAACAUCAGUGAACCGAGCUUUACCAAUCUAUCUGCCACGAAUCCAAAUUAUAAUGCCACAGCACAAACAUCGACAACGCUCCCAACUCCCCAGCCAGUGCGUGACAAUCCAAAUAAUGCUAGAAAAUGUGUGGCAAACAAUCGAGUUGAGGCUAGACCAAAAUGCUGUUGCAGCAACAAUUGUCGCCGAUAUCGCAAAUCGCGGCAAUCGACGAUGAAAACUCGUCAUAAUCCUGACUUUAAAUAAUUGUACUCAUUUUUAUAGAUUUUAUUUUAUCAACAUUCUGAUAUUUGACAAAACGAUGAGAUGGGAUGGAAACAGUUAAUGAUAUUUAUUACAUGUUUUAUUUUUAGCCUGAUGAAAUGAUCGAAAUUUUUAAUGCAGUUGACAAAAAUAAGAAGUGAAUACAAAACGUUU
Molecule: messenger RNA, 6215 nt
Organism: Drosophila sulfurigaster albostrigata
Lineage: Eukaryota; Metazoa; Arthropoda; Insecta; Diptera; Drosophilidae
Exons: 3
Coding region: 93-6044 (1983 amino acids)
Source: RefSeq, a predicted model, not a curated record